CACGCUGUCAGAUUGACAUUGACAAUUCAUCGGCUGUUCCUGAUAUGAUGAUUGGAUUGAGUUGAGAGACAAAGAAAGACAAAAAUUUUGUUAAAAACCUGUAUCUAGUAAACAGUGUUGGACCACAUUAAUUCUGAGCACAAUGUCAGAACGAGAACCAAUUAAUGGUUCAGGGCGAGACUAUGGAGCCACAGCCUCUGUGCCGGCUGUGGGCUUUGCAGAUUUCAGUCCAACGGAACUCUACAAUUUGAGUGAGGGCAUCGCAGAGAAUGUCAAUACGAUUAACAGUGGACUACUGUCGCUUGAGAAGAUGAUGAAGCAAAUCGGUGGCCCAAAUGAUAGCGUCCAACUUAGAGAUAAAAUUCACGAUACUCAACAGACGGUAAACAGUUCAGUAUCGGCCACGGCGCGAGACAUACAGCGACUGGGCGUUGUCGUUCGUCGUGGUGACAAACCGCAGAAGUUACAGGUCGAAAGAUUGACGCAGGCCUUCACGGAUUGUCUCGCUAAAUAUUCGUCGGUUCAAAAGAAAGUAUCAGAGAAGAUGGCGGCUCACAUGCCCAAACCGGCACGCGUGAGAAACGAUCCACAGCUGUUGGAGCAGCAAGCGAUGGCUGACGACGAGGAAUCGGCUGCUUUAGCUCAGCAACAAGCUCAGGCCCGUCUCGUUGAGUUUGAAACGAGCAUGCUGCUUGAGCGAGAAGCCUACAUGAACAAAAUAGAAGCUGACGUUUUGGACGUUAACCAAAUAAUGUCUGAUCUGGCGAAGAUGGUGAAUCAGCAAGCCCAGACCGUCGACACGGUGGAGACCCACAUAGAGGCGGUGGGAGCGAACGUCGAGGCCGGGGUCGAUGAACUCGCUAAAGCAGCCGAACACCAACGCAGGUACCGGAGGAAAAUGUUCAUAUUAAUUAUCAUAGGCGCGAUUCUUGCUAUUGUCUUCAUUGUGUGGGUAGUCAAAGCCUUCAAGUAGAUCUUAUAUAAUAUAUUCGUAUUGAACUGUAAUGACAUGUUGAAAUUAUCAGCUGUUUUCUAUAUCCUAGCUAUCUAUGUUUUUAGUUUUUUUUUUUUUUUUGUUUUGUUAAGAGUAUUGUACAGUGGCUAAUGUCGGAUCUCCCGGCAUUGUCAGUGUCAUUAGAUUAUUUUCCUUGUACAGCUACACUCUCAUACACUUAUUGAGGCAAGAAUUGAUAGGGUAUCUAAACAAAUUUUGUAACACAAUAGAAUGUAUGGGAUAUACAAAAUGGCUUCGAAUCUGUCUUAGUUAAAACAAUAUUAGCUAUUAUAUGUCAUGAUUGUUGUAAUAAAAAAUUUAUGACAGCCGCUACGAGUUUUAACUAAAAUAGGUUUUAAUGUAAUGAACAAUCUUUAGAUACCAUCGUGAUAAAUAUUUAUAAUUAUUAUUAUAACUGACAAGCUGCUUUAAACUUGAAAUAUACAAAAAUCAAACGCCUUUGUCUACCCAAAAACGAUAGUUAUAACGUUUUUUUUUUGUUUCGACAUUAUGUAUUUUGAAACUGGUAGCACUUGUAUAAUAUUGCCACUAUUAAAUUUAAUGGUUAAAUCAAUAUUAGCAUAGUUAACUUAUGAUAAAUUAUAAAGUAUAUUUUAUCUUUCAUUUAUAUCUUAUCUGAUCUAUAUAUAUUAUCUGAAUAUUAAAUUUUUAUUAAUCUGUUUUUAUAUUUGACGAAAACAAGUCGUUUUCAAUUCAAUCUCUAAAUGAUUCUGUCAAUUUUAACAUCUGACUAAAACUUUUCUGACAAGAGUAUUUUUAAGGUUUCAAAGUUGAUUUUGCAUGGUUUAUUAAUGAAAAUAAAGCUUUUAAAAUAAUAUUAAAUAUUAAAAUAAUAUGGUUUGAAAUGAUUUCAUAAUUGUGAUAGAUAUGUGCUCAUAAAAUACUACAUAAAUUGUAGAUUUACAAGUUCAUUUAAACAUGUAUUGUACUAAAACAACAUUAUUUAUACAAAUCGAUGAAAAUGCACCAUUUUUAUUGUAUAAGACACAUUCCAGGUUGAAUAAAUUAAACAAUAUCUAUAGAAAAAAAUGUUAAAUUCGGUCUGUAAGUUUUUUAACAAUAUAAUACAAAUCUGCUAAUUAAAAAUAUCAUUACAUAAUAGCUAUAUGUUUAAUUGUAGUAUACAGUGCGAUAAGGAUCUUAAUAAUAAAGCUUUUAAAUUGCCUAUCGCAAAAAGAUACCUGUGUGCCUUUCAUAUGAAAUAUAAUUGAUUAAACAUAGUAAAUAGUAUAGUUAAUAGUAAAUAUAGUACAGCUUCUUCGGUAAAUAUUAGUUUUUAUGUACUUGUAACACUGAUGACUUAAUAAUACCGUUCAAUAACUGUCACGCUGACAUAGAUCCUUGUCGCACGAAACGUCAAGUUAAUAAGAGACAUGUCACACUUCAACGAUAGUACCUAAGUUAAUUAUCUACAUAAUAAUAAUUAACCGAGUAUGUAUAGUGAUUAUUUUUUGUUGAAUUUGUAUUUUAAAAAAAUAUAUUAAAGACAUGUUCGCAUGUUAUAAA
Bombyx mori (domestic silkworm) is the source of this 2521-nucleotide messenger RNA. RefSeq names its product syntaxin (gene Syx13). Gene Ontology annotation, biological process: vesicle fusion; vesicle-mediated transport; intracellular protein transport. Gene Ontology annotation, molecular function: SNAP receptor activity; SNARE binding. The record is from RefSeq and is a predicted model, not a curated record. The transcript has 6 exons. NCBI's taxonomy places the organism in Eukaryota, Metazoa, Arthropoda, Insecta, Lepidoptera, Bombycidae. Bases 143 to 973 code for a protein of 276 amino acids. Gene Ontology annotation, cellular component: SNARE complex; membrane; synaptic vesicle.